Molecule: messenger RNA, 1577 nt
Organism: Fopius arisanus
Lineage: Eukaryota; Metazoa; Arthropoda; Insecta; Hymenoptera; Braconidae
Gene: CstF50
Product: cleavage stimulation factor subunit 1 Cst50
Exons: 2
Coding region: 138-1478 (446 amino acids)
Biological process (GO): mRNA 3'-end processing
Cellular component (GO): mRNA cleavage stimulating factor complex
Molecular function (GO): protein binding; RNA binding
Source: RefSeq, a predicted model, not a curated record
UGUAGGGCCCUGGAGGAUACAGUGGCCAGUCGAUAUUUGACAACAAACAAGAAACAAGUUGUAACCUCUCAACAUUUUCGAGUAUUUUAUUUAUCGAAAUUGAAGCGAAGAAGAGCGUUGUUUAGUGGCAAAAAAGCAUGACAGGUCAGGAUAUCGUCAUGAAAGACCCAGAGAUUGAUCCUAAAAAUGUAAUUAAAAAUAGGGAGACACUCUAUCGCUUGAUGAUCAGUCAAUUAUUCUACGAUGGCCACCAGACCCUAGCUGUCCAGCUGUCAAACCUGAUCCAGGCAGAGCCCCCCUGUCCCCCCUCUGAUCGUCUCCUGCACCUGAUGCUACUGGGUACAGUCCACGAGCCAGACAGAUCGAAAAAAAAUGAGACAACAAACAACAACCACGCGCAGUCAUUCUCCAGCUUCGACAACUCCCUGGGGCCAGGCCUAGACCUGGAGUACGAGACUGAGACCCAGACACAGGCACCAGAGCCAGCCCAAUACGAGACAGCUUACGUGACAUCGCACAAGGGUAACUGCAGGGCUGGGGCAUUCUCAGCUGAUGGACAGCUGAUAGCUACAGGCUCAGUUGAUGCCUCCAUAAAGAUCCUGGAUGUCGACAGGAUGCUUGCUAAAUCAGCACCAGACGAAAUGGCACCUGGUGAUCAGGCUGGUGGUCAUCCUGUAAUCAGGACUCUGUACGAUCACCUGGAGGAGGUCACCUGCCUGGAAUUCCAUCCACGUGAGCCCAUCCUGGUGUCAGGGAGUCGAGACUUCAGUGUUAAGCUGUUUGAUUUCAGCAAGGCCAGUGUCAAGAAGGCCUUCAGGACCAUCACAGAUGCUGAUCAGAUCAGGUGUCUCUCGUUCCAUCCCACUGGGGAUUUUCUCAUCGUCGGGACUAAUCAUCCCGUAAUCAGGCUCUAUGACAUCAACACUGCGCAGUGUUUUGUCUGCAGUAUUCCUAAUCAUCAGCACACCGCUGGCAUCACCAGUGUCAAGUACUCACCCGAUGCCAAGACUUAUGCUUCUGCUGGAAAGGAUGGCAGUAUCAAGCUAUGGGAUGGUGUCUCCAAUAGGUGUAUCAAUACCUUCGUCAAGGCCCAUGACUCAUACGAAGUUUGCUCUGUUGCUUUUACACGGAAUGGAAAGUAUUUGCUUUCAUCUGGGAAAGAUUCAUUGAUCAAAUUGUGGGAAUUAUCCACGAGCAGAUGCUUGAUUGCUUAUACUGGAGCUGGAACCACUGGUAAACAGGAGCACAAGGCUCAGGCGAUAUUCAAUCAUACUGAGGAUUACGUCAUGUUCCCUGAUGAAGCCACAACGUCACUCUGUGCCUGGAACUCCAGGAAUGCCUCGAGGAAGCAAUUAUUGUCCCUGGGGCAUAAUGGACCUGUCCGAUUGAUCGUCCACUCGCCAACUGCUCCAGCUUUUCUCACCUGCAGUGAUGAUUUUCGGGCUAGAUUCUGGUACCGAAGAAUGCCAACGCACUGAUGACAUAAUUCCACAGAUAUUGUGAUAUUCAAAAAAUUUUCAUUCGUUUACAAUUUUUCAUGUACAAAAUAAAGAUCAAUAAUUCAAUCACUAAUUAAA